Molecule: messenger RNA, 3459 nt
Organism: Gopherus flavomarginatus (Mexican gopher tortoise)
Lineage: Eukaryota; Metazoa; Chordata; Testudines; Testudinidae
Gene: TMEM43
Product: transmembrane protein 43
Exons: 12
Coding region: 181-1383 (400 amino acids)
Biological process (GO): nuclear membrane organization
Cellular component (GO): nuclear inner membrane
Source: RefSeq, a predicted model, not a curated record
CUAGGGCUUAGCUGUCGGGCUAAAGUUCUAUAUGCAACAGUGUGUCCCUGGGGUGGCAAGUUUCUCGCUGCGCUGCGCUGCGCUCGGAGUCUGUGCGUCGGGGAGCGGGGCAGCGCGGGCUCGGGUGCCCGUCUCUGCUGCGUUAGGCCGGGCUUAAGCCGCGCCCGGCUGAGGCUGAAGAUGUCCGGGCACUUCUCUGACACAAGCAGCAGGAAAGAAAAUGUUAAAAUCACAAGUGAGCCCAAGCCAGGGUUUCUGGAGAGACUCAGUGACACUGCUGGAGGGAUGCUGAUUGGACUUGCGGCAUUUUCUCUCUCGUUCUACCUUCUUUUUACCAAUGAGGGACGAGCUUUGAAGACAGCCACUUCCCUUGAUGAGGGGCUUUCUCUCGUGGUCCCUCUUAACAAUGUUCACAGCGUGUCUCAGCAGAAUGAGGGAAAACUAGUGCACUUGUCAGGUGCCCUUAGAACAUCAAAGCCUUUGUUUGAUCCCAGCUAUGGGCUCUCCAUCCAGGCUGUCAAACUGAAACGUCAGGUGGAAAUGUAUCAAUGGGUAGAAUAUGAAGACUCCAAAGAAUAUGAGGAGAAUGGCGAAAUUAAGAAAGAAACAAGAUAUUCGUAUAACACUGAAUGGAAAUCAGAAGUUGUGAACAGCAGAAACUUUGAUCGAGAGAUUGGCCAUAAAAACCCCAGUGCCAUGGCUGUGGAAUCUUUCACUGCAAUUGCUCCUGAUGUCCAGGUGGGCAGUUUCUUUCUUUCAAAAGGUCUUAUUGAGAAAAUUGACAGUUUUAAGCAGAUGAGCCUGUCGAAAUUGGAGGAUCCGCAUGCUGACAUUACUCGAAGAGGAGAUUACUUUUAUCACAGCGAGAAUCCUGGGCGUCCAGAAGUAGGAGACCUUCGUGUUUCAUUCUUCUAUGCGGGUCUGAGCGGAGACAAGUCCCACCGUGGCCCAGCAGAUGUGGUGACCGUGAUUGCUCGUCAGCGAGGGGAUCAGUUGGUUUCGUACCAAACUAAGACUGGAGACAUUCUGCAGAUUCUUUAUCCUGGCGAUCUCUCUGCUGAGGAGGUGUUUCAAAAAGAGCAUGAAAGUAACACCAUGAAGACCUGGGCUCUCCGUGCAGCUGGCUGGCUGGCGAUGUUUGUAGGCAUCAACCUUAUGACCAGAAUCCUUUACACUUUGGUGGAUUGGUUUCCUGUUGUUCGAGAUCUGGUUAAUAUUGGACUUAAAGCUUUUGCUUUUUGUAUAGCCACCUCACUCUCCCUGCUAACUAUUUCUGUGGGAUGGCUCUUCUACCACCCACUAUGGGCUCUACUGAUUGGGUUGCUGUCUGCUGUUCCUAUUGUGAUUGCAAAAUCACGGGUUCCACCAAAGAAGCAUCAAUGAAGAUGGAAGAAUUCCUUUUUUUCCCUUGCACUUGGACCCGGUUUUUCUAAUCCUUUGAAGCCUAGUGCAUUUAUCACGUUUCAAGCUAUUAUGACAUGCUUAAGGCACAUUACAGUUCAGAAUCUUGACUCCCUGCACCAGAGAGUCCAGUAGGAGACCGAGAUGCAAAUUUUUUAUGCUUAUUAUACAUCCAUGGGAAAAUGUAACUGUAGAAGCUACACUUUGAAGUGGGUGAUAUUCUGUGUAUUUAGAGGAAGAAGCAGCAUUUGUUACUUAAUUAUUUUGCCAAUCCUUACUUAUUAAAAGAACAAUGAUGUGUGCUGUUUACAAGGCAAUAUGGACAGAUUUAAUUAAGCAAUCCAUGAUAUGCAAUCUCUAGCAGAUUAUGUGCCUGCCUCUCAUUUAACUAUUCUAUUUUCUUAUGUACACAGAUAAAUAUACUUACGUUGACAAUGUUUUGAAAUGAGUGUUUAUAGACAAAAUGCUGCUUGCACCUGAGUGAAAGCUGUGUUAUGCAUUUAAUUUGUUUUCAGUAGUUAGAAAGCCAGGUAUAAUGUGUAAGGUUUCCAAAAGUAAUAAGUGAUUUUGGCUGCUCAACUGGUUACCUUUUAAAGGGGCCUGAUUUUCAGAAAGGGACGAGCUAUCACCGACUCAGAAUCAGAACCCUGGAAGCUGUCUCAUUUGGGCACCCAAAGUUGCUAGCAUGUCUACUUUGUUUUGUAAAACUUUAAAACUGAUUUCAAAUUCCACCUGCUUAAAGGGAUAGUUUAAAGUCAAAAUUAUGACUUUAGACUAAGAACUGAUGUAACCUGCAAAACUAGUGUAAAUUCCUGUUUUCCCACUUAUUUCACUUAGUUUGGCUAAUGAAAGAUGCAUGAGAAACAAACUGAGUACUUGUAUAAGCUGUACUGUUUGGAUUUAAACACUUUCCUGCAGAGUUUGCAACUGCCUCAUACUUAAACACUUUAAUUGAAAUUUAAAAAAAAUUAGUUAAUAUUUUGUAAACGUUAGUAACCUAAAUGUUAGGGUUUGUCAUAUUGGGGCCGGGUGAGGGCGCAGCAGAAGCAACUCCACAUCUAACCUCUCAUUGAUUGUUUACAUUUUUCUGCCAACACCAGUAUGUGUGUUUUUGGAACCCCUUCUGUAUUAUUUUAAAAAGUGUAUUUGCUUCUAACAACUUGGGGCUGUUUUUCAGCCUGCAUUUUCCUAUGCUUCCACUUUUGUAAGCACAACUGAUGUUUAAGAAUACCUAAUUCCAUGCACAAAGCAGGAACGUGGCAGCUCACUGACCUCAACCUGAGUUUUCAAAAGCUUCCUUCCCCUUGCUACAAUAUUUUACUUGAAUAUAUCUAAUGGCUGAAAAAGAGGAUUUUGCUUGCUUGAGAUCUUAAAGUUAAACAGGAGAAACUACACCAAAGCUGAGGAAUGUGGAAGGUAUAGUCCUUAAAUCCACUUAACCCAUACAGUUGAUAUAUUUAAGGAAUCAGGGCAUGUGAUUUUAAAAUCAAUUACUAAUGCUAAUAAAUCUAGUACCUACAGUAACUUAUCUAACAGCCCAAGGAAUAUUUAAAAGUUGGCUACAGUCUGAGAAUUCAAGGCUUGGUGAUGGGACAAUUUUUGAAAGUUUUUUUUUUUUUUUUUUGCACAAAACUAUUAAAUAGAAUGGUUUGUAAAAUAGAACUCUAUUGUUCAUUCAAGAAGUAGCGACUGCCAAUCAUUGUUAGGUGGUGCCCUUUUAUUCCUGUCGGUAUCCAGCCAGUGUUGGUUCAGUUUCAAGUCUCUAGGGCCCUAUGCUGCCCCUAAUGAAGUCAGUUGGAACAGGCUCCUAGGUAGGUUGCCUGGAUAUACAAAUAGUCUAUAAACUUAUGCAGUGUUCAUUUGUCUGCUACUUAAUCAUUGCAGUAUAUCUUCUAGUACCUCAAAUUGUGUUUUCCUUUUGGGGAAGAAUGUAUUGAACCUGUACUUUCAAAACAAACCCCAGCCAGCAUUCAGCUACUGUACAAUGGAGACUCUUGAAAUAGUUUUCUGUGGAAGUGCUGAACUUUUGUAUGUUUUAUUAAAAGAAAGUUUCUCAGA